AGUCACUGUUGGACUCCGGAGUCAUGGCCAUGAUAAAACCCAACAUGACAGGAAACGAUAAUUAUUCUGACUACUACAACCUAAUAUCAGACUACAACAACCUAUCACUGAACCAGGUAUGCAAAAAUGACAAUUUAAGGUCAUUCAGCCAAGUCUUCCUGCCCACCCUCUACAGCAUUGUCUUCAUUGUGGGGUUAAUUGGCAAUAGCCUGGUGGUCUGUGUCCUGGUCAAGUAUCAAAAAAGGUCAAAUGUGACAGAUGUGUGCCUCUUCAACCUGGCCCUUUCAGACCUCGUCUUCCUUAUCUCAUUGCCUUUCUGGGCCCACUACGCUGCCAACACUGAAUGGACCUUUGGGGGCUUCAUGUGCCAUACAGUGACAGCGUUGUACAUGCUGGGAUUCUAUGGAAGUAUCUUCUUCAUGAUCCUCAUGACCGUACAUCGGUACACCAUGACGGUCCAUGUCCAUACCCCCCAUAUCUCCAAGCACUGGUCUGUCAGAGCGAGCAUAGUGCUGGUUUUGUUUAUGUGGGCACUUAGCUUGGGAGCUUCUCUGCCAUCAAUCAUUUUUUCUCAAGUGAAGAAUGAAUCAGGGGAAUGGACCUGCAGGGUUGAAUAUCCACAAGGGACCGCAUGGGAGUCAUUCUCUUACAUUGAGCUGAACUUCCUCGGCUUGAUUAUUCCUCUCUCAGUGAUGGUGUUCUGCUACUCGCGUAUCAUCCCCGUCUUGAUGGCUAUGAAGUCUCCGAAAAAACACAAAGCUGUCAAGCUCAUCUUUGUCUUAGUCACCGUUUUCUUCCUCUUCUGGACACCCUACAACAUUGUCAUCUUCUUGAAGUUCCUGCAUCGUUUGGGCUACAUGAACACUUGUCAGUGGGAUCAGGACCUGAACAUAGCUAUGCUGUGGGUGGAAACCAUAGCGUUCAGUCACUGCUGCCUCAACCCCAUAAUCUACGCUUUUGUGGGGCAGAAAUUCAGGAAUUUAGUUCUCAACGUUCUGAAAGAGAGAUUUCCACUUUGUUUUGGUCAGUUCCCAACAACUGUCAGUCAGUUAUCACAUAGGACAGGCUCUGUGUCUUCACGCUCCCCAGAAAUUUCCAGCACAAAGAUUGUGUAGCCAAAACUGGGCAAAAGUGCAGCAGUUGAAAUGUGGGUUAACCAGACCUAA
Messenger RNA from Pangasianodon hypophthalmus (striped catfish), 1166 nucleotides. Its product is annotated as C-C chemokine receptor type 4. NCBI's taxonomy places the organism in Eukaryota, Metazoa, Chordata, Actinopteri, Siluriformes, Pangasiidae. The record is from RefSeq and is a predicted model, not a curated record. The transcript has 2 exons. The coding region runs from base 24 to 1115 and encodes 363 amino acids. Gene Ontology annotation, cellular component: membrane. Gene Ontology annotation, biological process: immune response; G protein-coupled receptor signaling pathway; chemotaxis. Gene Ontology annotation, molecular function: chemokine receptor activity.